Messenger RNA from Penaeus vannamei (Pacific white shrimp), 2961 nucleotides. The record is from RefSeq and is a predicted model, not a curated record. NCBI's taxonomy places the organism in Eukaryota, Metazoa, Arthropoda, Malacostraca, Decapoda, Penaeidae.
UCGCCUAGCUUUCUCCUUCCUGAUUGGUUGACAAGGCUGCUUAUUGGUGGCAAAGGUGUCUUCUGAAAGUAAUUAAUUUCGUAAAUAAUUUGCAAGAAAUUGGAUAAUCUCGUUUAGUAGAAUGUGUCUUGUAUGUUUAUGAAGUGGGGUUUAGGUUUGCUCUCCAAUACUGAUGUCUUAUCAUUAACCAAGUGUGUGCAAUACAUAGGCAAUCAUGAGGCCAGGGAGCUUACAUCGUGCAUGUGGAUGGCGCAUUGCACGGAGCCUAAUCACAGCUGUGUGGCAACUGUCAAUCAUAGAAGUUGAUGAAAGGAACCAUCUCAUCAGUGUGCUAAAGUGGUUCAUCGAGCAGUAUGGAGAAGUUCUUUUCUCACGGGUAAUGCAGGACCAGCUCUACAAGAACCUUAUCUCGGGCCUGAGGAGUCGCCACAACCCACCCAUUUAUCUGACCAGCAUGCUCGUUCUUUGCCCAAAAGUCACCAUCGAUCAGAUUGCAGUGAUUGAGGACCAUAAUGGGCUUCCACCUCCUGUGGCAGGCACAGGGCUGGAUAUCACAUCAGAAGAAUGCCGAGCUAUCUUGGAUGUGCUCUCUGACCUGCGGCAGGGCUGGAAUGGCUCCAAGAGCCUUCCAUUUGCACGCCAAAAUGGAGAGAGCUACCACCUGCCUACCAAGACUCUGGUUCUUGAGGGGGUUUACUUCCAUGACCCUGACUUCCUACCCUUACUCUUCAGGGAAAUGCCUGACCUAAGGCACAUUGAGCUCCAGUAUAAUGGAACCCCUUCAGUGCUCCUGGCUCUGAGUGCACACUGCCCCAAGUUAGAAUCCUUGUGCUUUCUGGAGCCGCGCAUGGAGGUCACGGUGCUGGAAAAGGAUAUCUGGCCCAUCCUCUUUGGGAUUCCCUCGCCAUCUGAUCCUAGAAAUCCCUCAGGAAUCCUCACCCGCUUUGCCCAAGAAAAGGACUUCCGUGACAAGUUUGUGUUGCAAUUCCCCAACUUGAAAAAGCUGGAUCUAGAUGAAUUGUAUUUUGAGGAAGAGGUAUUGCAUGAUGUGUACAUCUUGGCUCUGGUGCUGCAGCCACAGCUCUCCAGCUUUGGGAAGCACACAGGCCUCACCAGAAGGAUCCUGUCUAAGUUUCGCCAGCUCUGGAAUGUCAAGAACAACAGAUCUGACAGCCAUAUAGAUCUAUAUUUAUCUAAAGCAAAGUUUGUUGACAGUGUGUGUGAUGUUCCAAAUGAUGCUGAGCUAGAGUUGAGAUAUCUGGAGGAGAUUGUGCCAAUGUUUAAGAUGCUUAAGUCAGUUGAGCUGCAGAAGGGUUACUGGACUGAGAGUGAAGUGGCCAGGUUUUGCCGCAUCUUUGCUGACCGUGUGGAUGCCUUCUCUCUCAGUGACCUACCCAUCAAUGAAAUAUCAUGUCUGAGCUCUGUCACACACCUACGCUUGACAUUCAUGCGGCAGUACUCCUUUGAGCAGGUCCACUUCAUCUUGGAUCACUGUCCCAACCUGCAAACCCUUAGCAUCCACCCUGUGUUCCAGGAGCACCCACAUGUGGGCUGGGAGGGUGCUAUGCCUCUGCAUCGCUUUGGCCAGAUGAUGGAUGAAGAUAGGCAGAUCCUGGAGAAUCUCCUCAUCGAUGAGCUUGUUGAGGAGAUGGAGGAUCUGCAGGUGUUCUUGGGAGAGGGAGGGGAUGAACAAGCAGGAGGGAAUGUGCUCAGGGCACCUAAUUUCCCUGGGGCAAUGGGUGAGGGAGCCCAGCUUCCCCCUGCUGGACCCAGACCCCCAGCACCCCUACAUGAGCGGUUGUCCAAGUCUAAGUACACAGUGCAUCAGAAGUUGGUGACGCUAAGGAUAGCCUCCCUGUUUGAAGCCACCAAAGAGCCCUCUGAGGCCUUCCUGUCAAGCCUUCUAGAACGGCUACCCAAUCUCCGUAACCUGUGCUUGGGCAUGUGGAUGGGAGCUCUGAGUCACCGACGCAACCACCUAACCUGCACCGGAAAUGCACUUGUCAACGUUGUCACCAGUUCACAGAAUAGCAAGCCUUUAUUAGCUAAUUUGGAACAGCUGUGUUGCCUGCCUUCGGGCACAGAGCAGACGAUGUGCCUGUCUCUAGCAAGGCUAGCAGAUGCCCUGCCUUCCUUGCGGACACUCGUUGUGCCUGCCCUCGACACCUUCCUCCUGACACCGACUCUGAGGUUCUUCCAGCACACCAGCAUUGACAUUCAGCAUAAGUGUGCCACUGACCAGGUCUUCUCACACUGGGAGCCAGAGCAUUAGCGAGUCAUGCGGAAGAGAACUGUUGAUUUUUUUUUUGUUUUUCUUGCUUCUCUUUCCUUCUUAUCUUUUAAUUAUGUGUUUGAGUAAUUAUUCAAUAGAUGGUUACAUGUUUUUGGAAUUUUUUGAACUAGUCACCCAUUUCUUUUAUUUCUACUUUCAAAUAUUUGUGAAAAUUUAAACGUAUUAUUAUUAUUUUAUUUUAUGUUCAGAACCUCAUUUUAGGCAAUGAGAUUAUAUACAUAUCCAUUUUCUAUCCUUUUUUAUUUUAUAAUUUUUCAUUCUUAUAAAUAUGUGUAUAGAUUUAUUUCAAGGAAUGAGUGAAUGCAUUGUAGCUUUACUUAAAAUUAAAAAGUUCAUUUUGUACACCCAUUUGUUCUUCCAUCAUUAUAUAUUUUUUAAUGAACACCUGUGAUUUUUUUUUUUAAAGUAAAGUAUUCAAUGGUUAUUCUGCUUUGUUAUCUAUUGUUAUUGUAAUGUACAUAUAAAACAUGCAAACACACAAUCAUGCACACACACACAUACUAUCCCCCCCCCCCACACACACACAUACACACACAAACAUAUGUGUAUUUCUUCUCACUUGCUCUCCAUUUUCUUUUAGAAAGUAAGAGUAUAGAGAAAUUGCUAACUUUUCAUCCAAACUUGUUAUAAUACCAAACUUUAUUCCGUGAAAUAAAAGUCUGUUGCAG